Messenger RNA from Glossina fuscipes, 629 nucleotides. RefSeq names its product probable fatty acid-binding protein (gene fabp). The coding region runs from base 101 to 499 and encodes 132 amino acids. The record is from RefSeq and is a predicted model, not a curated record. NCBI's taxonomy places the organism in Eukaryota, Metazoa, Arthropoda, Insecta, Diptera, Glossinidae. Gene Ontology annotation, biological process: fatty acid transport. The transcript has 3 exons. Gene Ontology annotation, molecular function: fatty acid binding. Gene Ontology annotation, cellular component: cytosol; nucleus.
AAAGACUUUUUCUGUUUUACUUUUCUAGUGUUGUUAGUGUUGGCGAGAAGUAUUUUUUGCAUUCAAUUUUAUUCGGAAUUAUAUAGAAUUUAUUAAAAAGAUGACUAGUUGCUGGGAAGGAAAAAAAUAUAAAUUAGAAAAAAGCGAAAACUUUGAUGAAUACAUGAAAGAAUUAGGUGUCGGCAUGGUUUUACGCAAGAUGGGCAACUCCGUUAGUCCUACCGUUGAAUUGAAGCUAGAUGGUGAAAAAUAUUCACUAACUACCUCAUCGACCUUUAAAACCUCGACCAUUACGUUUAAAUUGGGCGAGGAAUUCGAUGAGGAGACCUUGGAUGGUCGCAAAGUUAAAUCUAUUUGCACUAUGGACGGCAAUACAUUAAUACAAGAGCAGAAAGGUGAUAAGCCUUCCAAAAUAAUACGCGAAUUUAAAGAAGAUGAGUUAAUUACUACGCUUACCCUUGGAGACAUUAAAUCGGUCCGUGUGUACAAAGCGAUCUAAAUACGUAGCUAGUUUUUUUUUUUUUUUUUUUUUUUAUAACCAAAUAUCCGAUUAUAUAUUGCCUGCCAAUAUUUCAAUAGUAGUAAUCCUGGAGAAAUGGCUGUUCGUUGACUGAAAUUUAUUAAAUCCA